Lathyrus sativus (Indian pea) is the source of this 996-nucleotide messenger RNA. NCBI's taxonomy places the organism in Eukaryota, Viridiplantae, Streptophyta, Magnoliopsida, Fabales, Fabaceae. The record is from the annotation of a GenBank genome assembly.
AUGGUUAGCACUGUCAACAAAACUACAACAACUGAAGCGGGUGGCGCCGCUACAAUCUCCGCCGUACAUCCCGAUAUUAUUCAAACCCACAUCCUCACGUGCCUCGACGGUCCCUCACUCGCUUCCGCAGCCACCACGUGUCCUCAGUUUAACACCCUCUCAUCUUACGAGCAUUUAUGGUCCAAUAUUUGCACCUCCACGUGGCCUUCCACUAACACGCCGCGUGUCCGCAACGUAAUCUCCACUUUCCCCAACAUGUCUCGCUCUUUCUUCUCCGAUUCUUUCUCAACCGUAACCGCUCCCGCCUCCAACCGCCAUCGCGCCAAUCUUGAAACCACGCCAGAAAUUCUAUCCGCCGUUGACUUAUUUCACCGGAAAAAACUUGUUUUAUCUAAAUUGGUGGAGACUGAAACCGAGUCGGGUUGGUUUCGGUGUUCUCCGUUUCGGAUUGAUAUUCUCGACCCGAAGGAUUCGGUUGAGACGAGUAUGGAGUAUCCGAGAGAGGAAGAAGCGUGUAAGAAUCUGGAAGAGGAUUUGAGUUUGAGUUGGAUUGUGAUUGAUCCGAGGGAGAAACGUGCGGUGAACGUGUCGAGCGGGAAGCCGGUGUCGGUGAACCGUCACUGGCUAACCGGCGACGUGGAAGUGAGAUUUUCGACGGUGUUACACGGCGGAGAGAAGGGAUCAGCGAAAGAAGCGACGCUGUGUAGUUUAUUGGUGACGUUGGGGAAGGAAAUGCAGGUGAGGGAAACGUGUUUUCAGCUUGAGGAUAUGGAUGGGAAUCAGAUGAAUGGGAGGGAUAGUUUGGGAAUUUUACAAAGAGCUUUGGAAAGUGAAAGGGAAAGAUUGAGGAACGGAAAGGAAAGGUACGUGGAAUUUGUGAAAAAGAAAAUGGAAAGGAAAGAGAGAAAAAUGAGAAGAGAGAGAAAAUUGGAUAUUCUCUGCAUUGCACUCGCUGCUUUGUCUGUUGCGGCAUUUUCCACUCUCUUUCUCUCUUGA